Oppiella nova is the source of this 591-nucleotide messenger RNA. Lineage: Eukaryota; Metazoa; Arthropoda; Arachnida; Sarcoptiformes; Oppiidae. The record is from the annotation of a GenBank genome assembly.
AUGCAGAGUUCAGUACUUCGCCGCCAAUACCACAACCUAUUGGGAGAACCCAUUUGUCUGGACAUUCAUCGGUUCACUAAUUGCUGUCAACUAAUGAUCACCAAAACUAACCGAAGAAUGGAUUCGUUGCAAUGGUUGGCAUUGACUAUAGUCUUAGUGUCCAUUGUCUUCUCAUCCAAUGUCAACAAAAUUUUGGAUCGACUGGUGAUACUGUCGAUGACUAUUGUCCUUAUGAUAGCAUUAGUGUAUUGGCGAACACCGGUGUAUAAAGAGUCGAUAGUACUGUUAGACAAUGUGUCGGGUCUUGAGUUGACACAACACUACUCACUGUUUGGCAAGUGUUGGAAGCGCUCGCAAUUCAUACUGAGCUCUACUAUAAUCAUCAACGAAGCCAUUACUAUGUGUUGGAAGCGCUCGCAAUUCAUACUGAGCUCUACUAUAAUCAUCAACGAAGCCAUUACUAUGCAUCGAGUGAUCUACUACUUGGUGUCCAUUCCCCUGUCAUUAAGUACUAUACUAUUGAGUGACAAUUCAAAUGAUAGCAAAACUAAGUCACAAACGGAGUCUGUUAGACAAUGUGUCGGGUCUUGA